Molecule: messenger RNA, 1342 nt
Organism: Paramacrobiotus metropolitanus
Lineage: Eukaryota; Metazoa; Tardigrada; Eutardigrada; Parachela; Macrobiotidae
Product: protein NipSnap-like
Exons: 10
Coding region: 133-1071 (312 amino acids)
Cellular component (GO): mitochondrion
Source: RefSeq, a predicted model, not a curated record
UACACAGUACACAUUCAGCAUUUCAAAUUUGCAAAACAACCAGAGUUUUGCAUUUCUGACAGCAUUAACUUUAAUUCUGUUUCUUUUGCAGUUUAUUUGUGAAUCUUUCACGGCUGUUUGAUACACUGAAAUAUGCAUUGCAUAAAUCGUAGAGUUGCUUCCCAGUCCUUAAAAGCAGUCUGUACAGCAAGGUUCGCCUCAUCUAAUCCCUCGGGACGACAACCGAAUGAGGCUGCAUCCGAUCAGUCGAAGCAGGAGCGCGGUAGUCAGGACGCAUCCCGUGAGCCUGAGCGUCCUCCCUUGCCUACCCAAAGCUCUCCUUCCGGUAGUCAAAGUUGGCUAGGUAAAUUGCUUCAAGGGCAACACAGAACGAUUGAAACUGGCCAUGAAUCACAUUCGCGAAAGCUAGCCAAGAAAGGUGUCAUCUACGAGAUGCAAACGCAUAAUGUGAGACCGGACCAGCGGGCGGAAUACAUAAACACUUAUGGGGAGUUUGUGGAGGCCGCUCUGAAAAACCAGAAAGUUGAGAGCAAUCUGGUCGGAAGCUGGAUGGUCGAAACUGGCGGUGAUCAAGAUCAAGCCAUUCACAUCUGGAAAUAUAACAAUGGCUACGUUGCAUUUGAUCACACCUCCAAAGCGUUACGAGAGGACAAGAAGCUACAGGAUUUCCAAAAUAAACUGGGGAAAAGCCUUCGAUCCCGGCAGAAUCAAGCUAUGCUUAGUUUUAGCUUUUGGGGAGAUCCGGAGCCCAGUGAGGCAAAGCGGAUUUAUGAACUGCGAACGUAUACGUUGAAGCCCGGUACACUUAUCGAAUGGGGAAACCAUUGGGCCCGCGCUAUUCAUCUUCGUAAAUCUCGUGAGGAUGGAGUUGGUGGAUUUUUCACGCAAAUUGGGCCUCUCUAUGUCGUACAUCAUAUUUGGGCUUAUGCUGACCUCGAGGCACGAAAAGACGCGCGUGAUGCAGCGUGGUCCAGCCCAGGAUGGGAUGAUUGUGUCGCCAAUACAGUGCCCUUAAUUCGUGAAAUGAACUCAAGGAUCAUGAUUGGAAAUUCCUUUUCACCGCUCAAAUGAUGACGCUGCAGUAACUGUCUACGUGAACCGGUUUUAUCUUUUUAUUGCUACUUUGUUCACAAUCUUUUGCUGUUUAUUUAUGGAAUCUAAAGUUGUUGAAUGUUGCUCAUGGUUAUUGUUAGUGGUUCUUUCAUUCGUUGCCGUUUUUGUUUGCAGACUUCACUUACAAGUUGCAGCAUAUUUUAUUAGUUACAGUCACAGAUAUAUCGUGAGAAAUGUUAAUCUAUAUACUUUGUGCGUCAAAAUUUGAUAAUAAAACACUUUGUGCAUG